CGUUGGCCGGCCAGCUAGCUAACCCAGCUAGGCUAACAAUUGUUGGAAAUAUUUUUCAGAGUUAGCCAGUAAGCUAACACGCUAGCUCUGUCGGCUCACAAUAAACAAAGACACCGAGCAGCACAGUUAACACCUACAUUAACUUAGCUAGUUAAAUACGAACAAUGCGGAUACCAUAUAACACGGAGGAAAUGAAGACUCACUUUGUUUUGUUGGCAUUUGCGAUUAACUUUGGUCAGAUGUUUAGCUACUCAACUAGUGCCGCUUUAGCGAAUAUUAAAAUUAACCUUGCUUUUUCAGAAUGGUUUGCUGACAUUAGCUGUCGUUGAUAGGACAGGUUAAUCAAAGUAGAGACAGACUAUCUUAAUAUUUUAUAGUAACAACAAUCAGCUGAGGCUGAAGUAAAUGUUGCUAGCCUGCCGGCCUUAACAAAGGUAUGAACGUCUGUCUCUCUUCGCUGAUUUCAGUGCAAGUUAACGCUGCAGUGUGAUAGUUAAAUAACCUCACUCCCUCUUGGUGGCAUUUAGAGUUUUUGUUUCUAUGUAAGUUGAAUCAUUUUACACUAAGCUAGCAAAGUCACUCGUGCACUCUGUUUUGAGUCAGAAGGGCGAUUUAAAAAGUGCCUUGUCUAAAUAUGGUCAGUUCUCCUGUUAUGAUCCGACUGUUUACAAACUACUCUGAGCUUUACGUUUGUGGGAGAUGGCCGUGUUUAGGUACUGUAUGCUGUGUUUGGGCCGUGAUGUAUGCGCACUGUGAUGGCGAAUAAGUGACUUUUGGCAGAAUACAGUUCAGCCGGAGAGGACUGUAGCUGUGCAGCAGGGCUGAAAGAUGUGCGAUGGGAUGGUAGCGUGUGACACGCCAGUUUGGGGCACACGCUCACACGCUCUGGUUGCUGUGGCACUGCAGCUGUUCCUCUUGCUCACCACGAUCCCUACAGCCCAAGCCUCAGGCUGCUCCAGACCCUCAACUGUGCAACAUGGCCGUGGGAACCUUACAGAGACCAACCGAGGCUUCCUACCCAUCGGCACAGUGCUGCAGUACAGCUGUGAUUCAGGAUACACCCUGAGUGGUGAGGGCAUCAUCACAUGCAUCGCUCCAGGCCAUUGGUCUCCCAGCCCUCCACACUGCCUCAAAAAUGACGUUUGUCGUCCACCCAGUGAGCCAGAGAAUGGGGGCUAUGUGUGCCACCCUACGCCCUGCCCCAAACUGAUUGAAGGGACAGUAAUCGAGUACUUCUGUGACGAGGGCUACACACUGAAAGGCUACAGGUACCACACCUGCAGGAACGGGGACUGGGACUCAGCCACGCCUAUUGUCUGUCACCUUGGACAAGGAAAAGAGGAACGCUCUCCACUGGGUAUGCCGGCUCUCUCUAUUGUGGCUUCCACUGCUAGUUCAGUGGCCCUCAUCCUCCUGUUGGUGGUCCUCUUUGUCCUGCUGCAGCCCAAACUCAAGUCCUUCCAUCACAGCAGACGUGAGCAGGGCGUGUCUGGCCAGCCUGCCUCCAUGGUGGUCGAGGGUGUGCAGGUGUCUCUGCCCUCCUAUGAGGAGGCUGUGUAUGGCAGCGCUGGAGCGGCCGCACCUCCCCUGGAGUCCCGUGUGCAGAUUGUGCUCUCUGAGGGUCCGCAGCCAGAGGCUGCUGCAGCAACGCUGGAUCAGUCCCGAGCUGAGUACAGUCUGCCCUCCACGUCCUCCUCUUCCGCACGCUCCCGCCACGCCGAGACCGUGCUCGUUCACCAGGUGCCAUCCUCCUCCUCCCCUCCGUCCUGGGCCGCUGAGCAGCCCGGGGCCGCAGCAGCUGCAGCCCGCAGGCCGAGCAGCGGAAGCAGCGACCAGCACAGCCUGCUCUCCCUCACAUCCACUGAGGACUAUGGCGAUGAUAUACCAUUGCUGAAGGAGGCCUGAGAGCACAUGCAGUGUCCUCCUCUCUGUGGAUGAUGACCAGGACUGUGGCUCUUUAAGCUUUUUACCAAACCCUUCCCCCACUGCUGCCCUACAGAAUGCAGGAAUAACCAAAUGCCUGUCAGUUGCCCUUUGACUGUACACUCUCUGGCCCUGGUAUUUGAGCUGUGAUUUACUGGUCAUGUACAGGGGUGCCCAGAUAUGCUCCCUCAAAUUGUUGCAGAGAUGCUAUAUAAAACCUAGGAUUAUGUAUAUUGCAUACAUAAUAUGAGCUGAAUAACAUAACUCAGUUGUAAACUACACCUUUUCCCAAUGGUGUACUAAUAAGCAGUUGCACUCACAAAGGCUUACCUUGUCACAGUCGUAAGGAAUUGCUAAUUAUGAAUGCAUUCAAUUUCUAUGCUAUGUAAGAGGUGGUGAAUGGAGCUUUGUUCCAUUACUGACUGUGACCUCUUACGAAGGGGUUUGUUUCGCAAAGAUAUGCUAGAUCAGACCCUUAUCAUUUUUAAAAUGCUGCAUGUUAUUUGCAUCUUUUUCAUCUCAACCCACCUCCACCCCAAAAAGAAAAAAUUUGCGCACACCACAGAAAACGCAUGACAACACACGUCAUCUCCACGCUCAAUGGUAAGACACAGGGAUGAACUGGUUUACAUAGUACUGUAUUCCAAAACACGCUUGCCUUUUUUGUUUGUAUUUAGCUUCAUCCUACCGGUUGGACUGUUGUUGUUGAAGGGCGCUCCAAAGUGACUAGUCUUAUUUCCAUUUUCCUAUUAACUCAACAUAGGACAUUUAUUUUUUACCGUCUGUUUUUGGAAUGGGUGUCCUCAAACCAAGAUGUCUUUAGUUUGUUUGCUUUUAAGUGUUUUUUGAAUAUUUCAUUUCUGUCUGAUUUAGGGAAUUAAAUUAAACUUAGGGAAUUAAAUUAAACACGAUUGCACCUUCACAAUACUAAAUCUAGCAAGACUAGGUCAUCUGGACCCAGAAUCCUGAAGAAAAAAUAUAGAGCAGAGCUGCAUCUGUCUUGCAGGCAGGUUUUGUAUCCCACCCUCAAACUGUACACUGUAAAUCCAAAUGUUUUUUAUAACACCAUGUUAACAUCAUUGUUGAAGAAGAGAAUAAACACCUGGGGCAGCUUCCUGAACCCAGAUUAAGUUUAAGGCUAGAGUAAAAAGAAGUUCCAGUUAUGAAUCACCAUUGACUCAUUAAUUAUGUCCACAACUAGGAUUAAUCCAUGUCGGGGGAAAAUUGACCCAGUCAAGCCUUCCCCAGUUUGUUUAAUGAUGAUUAAUUGUUUUUAUAUUAAAAUUGCCAUUUGAGUGCAAUUUUUAUAUAACUAGAGAUGCAUUUUUAAUUAUAUCUUAAAUUAUUCAAUGUUGUCCUAACAAAUUUGUACCUUAUAAAUUGGCAGUCUGGCACACAACAUUCAGCAUUUCAGCCUGAAGUCUGAAAAAAUGGAUGUACUGGUCUUGGUCUUCUUGUCAUUUUACUUAUGUUUAUUUUGCUUUCCUGUAUCCUUACAUUAUAAUUGAAUUACACUUGCCUGCCUCUAAAACGACUUCUGAUUUUUGAUUGUCACCAUGCAGCAGCGGGGUGGGAAAAAUAAUAUAACCAAUAAUAUCAUGUUUCAUCUUUUUCUUCUACCACCCUCCCCCAUCAUUGAGAGGAAACUCUCAUCUAGCUCAGAGACCCUCACUGAUGCAGUGUUUCACUCAGAAAGUACAUUAUGAUUUCCAUGUCAUGAUUAAAAUCUAAACCUUUGGAUUUACAGUGUAGUGUAUACAAAGCACCUCAUGGAGCUUGCUUGUAAUUCACUCACAUUUAGCAACCUGAAGAUUCUCCACAAGGGGGUGCCAUUAGCAGUCAAAUAGCUUUUGAUGCUUCAUAAGUUCUUCACAUCAAUAACAGUGUCCCCUUGUUUCUUUGUGACCAUUUACCACUGAUCCACACCAUGUGGAUUACCAUAUGAUUCACGGGUGAUGAACUUGUCUGAAAUCAUGCGUCCUAAUAUUUUCUUUCAGUUUUACCUGGUUUCAGAAGGGCAACAGUUUGUGUGAAGUGUGAAUGGACAUCCUCCAGUUUCCUGGCUCUUUUCUUUUAAACAUAUUUGCUGUUUUUUGUCAAAAUGUCUAACUGAAGACAAAACAGAGCUGUCGCCUUAAGACUUUUCAUAAAUUACAUUUCAUAAUCUUGUAAUCAUGUUUCUUCCGUCUCACGUGCUUCACAGUAUUGAUAAUGUCUUCAGUUUCCUUAUGGCCUUACUUUUUAUUUUCUAUGCAUAAACACUGUUUUGUGGGUUUUCAGAGGUAUAGGGUUCUCUUUAUUUUCACAGGACAUGACAACAAGAAUGUCCAUUCUUUCUCCCCUAAAGCUUUUCUUUGUGACUGUAAUAGCUGUAAUAUCUACAUCACAGCAUCUAAGUUCUAAUUUCUGUUUUUGCAACUGCUGUACUUUAUAAAGAGAAGUCCUUGUUUUGUCCCUCAGCACCAUUGAAUGGUGUUUGCCAUCUCAUUUUCCCCUUUUCAGCUGUUUUGUUUUUUCUCCUCUGUACAUUGCAGUGGGUGUGAAGAUAGUAUUUUAAUAUUUGUAUAAAGUUUAAUUUAAUUCUACAGUGUGUGUAUAUAACUAUUUCUAAUUAAAGCUUUCUUUUGAAGUGC
Molecule: messenger RNA, 4556 nt
Organism: Colossoma macropomum (tambaqui)
Lineage: Eukaryota; Metazoa; Chordata; Actinopteri; Characiformes; Serrasalmidae
Gene: susd6
Product: sushi domain containing 6
Exons: 7
Coding region: 829-1905 (358 amino acids)
Source: RefSeq, a predicted model, not a curated record